Messenger RNA from Plenodomus lingam JN3, 942 nucleotides. RefSeq lists its product as uncharacterized. The record is from RefSeq and is a predicted model, not a curated record. NCBI's taxonomy places the organism in Eukaryota, Fungi, Ascomycota, Dothideomycetes, Pleosporales, Leptosphaeriaceae.
AUGAGCUGGUCGCAUAGCACGGAGACAGUAUCGUUCAAUAGCGCCUCAUUCCGCAGGAUGUACGCGACCGAACUUGACGAGCUUCCUGACCUUAGUAGUCGCAAAAGCGUUGAAUCGACUAUAUCUGAACGGUUGGACACCCUAUUGCAGAUCCUUCGCGAUGCCAACAUGAUCGAUCGUGAACGGCUAUCUAUUGGCGAGUUUCUUGCUGGAAUCGGUCUUUCGAUUGAUGGAGUCGGCCUAGGACCGCCAGGUUGUAGGUCUUCUCGUGAUCAACCUGUCUGCAACACAGCCUCGAACGCGUCAAAUAACCUGAAUGAAUACUGGCCUUGUUUGACUAUUUCUACCUCUACAGCGACGCAAGCUGAUCCCGAAUCGCCGAGAUUGCAGAUAUUUAUCGAAAAGGCAACGCUUGGAGCUUAUGAGUGUAGCUGGGAAACCGACAGCGAAAGCAAAUGGAGUGACGACCUCGACAGGCAACAAAUGGCUGAUGUUCCCAAGAAACAUCACGGUCAUAUUCCGAACAACGCCACCGUAGACAUGACUCGCCCGGUACACUGUAGCGAAGGAUCUAGGAAGAACAUGGCGCUCUUAUUCGACGGUCUAUAUCAGCCCAGCAUGCACAAUAGUGUGAACUCGGUUGGGGACGAGCGUCAUGAUAUGGAAUAUGUCAAGACUGCCGACAAUCAACGAACCAGGCACGACAUGACCAUCGUCAGAAGCCCAUCCGCAUCACUGGACUCCCCCAUGUUAUCACCAGCGCUUGCUACUGUUCGAAGUCGAGUGGAUAUGGCAGAGGUAAAUUCCAUCAUGCCGUAUAAGACUACGGUAAAGACAAACCGCGCCUCACAGAGCCUUGCCACUGAGAAGGAAAAUGUCGCAGACGAAGUCUUGCCGAAAGACCCUUUUCGGUCUCUUGUAGGGCUUGCACGGAUGAAGUAA